Messenger RNA from Populus euphratica (Euphrates poplar), 1021 nucleotides. Its product is annotated as octanoyltransferase-like. The transcript is spliced from 2 exons. The record is from RefSeq and is a predicted model, not a curated record. The coding region runs from base 167 to 886 and encodes 239 amino acids. Gene Ontology annotation, biological process: protein lipoylation. Gene Ontology annotation, molecular function: lipoyl(octanoyl) transferase activity. NCBI's taxonomy places the organism in Eukaryota, Viridiplantae, Streptophyta, Magnoliopsida, Malpighiales, Salicaceae.
UUGUUUUCUCAAACGACAUGUCAAUCCAAAAACCUUACGCCUUACCUUAAAAACUCAAACCGGUGCGUUUUCUCUAUUUUGCUCUCUCUCUGUAUCUCUCAAAAUCUUCUUCCUACGUGAAAUUGACUUUUGUGGCUCAGCAGAAGCUGUUUCUCUGUUACAGAGAAUGAUAUUUCCACGAAGUCUUGAGGUUUGGAAAUUAGGUAAGGUCAACUACUUGGAAGCACUUAAGCUGCAGGAAAAGCUGGUGUGUGAUAGAAAAGCUCAUAAGAUUCCAGAUACGCUUCUGUCCCUGCAACAUCCUCCUACAUAUACUCUUGGCAAACGGCGCACUGAUCAUAAUUUAUUGAUCCCUGUGCCUGAACUUGAAAAGAUAGGAGCUGAACUUCCCUAUACACAAAGAGGAGGGGACAUUACAUAUCAUGGUCCUCAUCAAGCCAUCCUAUACCCCAUCAUUUCUCUUCGUGACAUUGGACUUGGUGCUCGGAAGUAUGUGGAAAAACUUGAGCUAACAAUGAUUGAUAUGGCGUCACAAUAUGGUGUGAAAGCUUGUGCUGGAAAAAAGUGUGAGACCGGUGUUUGGGUUGGAGAUAAAAAGAUUGGGGCAAUUGGAGUUCGCAUAUCAUCUGGAAUCACUUCUCAUGGAUUGGCGUUCAACGUUGAUCCUGAUUUAGUCUAUUUUAAGCACAUUGUGCCUUGUGGGAUUGCUGAUAAAGAAGUUACAUCUUUGAGAAGGGAGACAGGUACUGUGCUUCCUUCUGAAGAAGUAAUUCAUGAGCAGUUGAUUUCUUGUUUUGCAAGAAUAUUUGGUUUCAAUAAUCUUAUUUGGAAGGAAAAAGAGCCAACAUUGCUAGAUAAUGGAAAACCUGAAAGACACGUGGAUUGAUAAUGCUUCAGUAUUUUGUAUGUAAUGAGAACUAAAUGACAUGUAGCUAUUAUAUGCCUAAAAAAUAAAUUAUGUAAACCUUUUUCUGUAUGAUUUAUUAUUCAUGAAAUGAAUCAAUAUGAGAUUUUUCGUGUU